Messenger RNA from Aspergillus ochraceoroseus IBT 24754, 580 nucleotides. Its product is annotated as cytochrome c oxidase subunit 6B family protein. The transcript has 2 exons. Gene Ontology annotation, cellular component: mitochondrial intermembrane space; respiratory chain complex IV; mitochondrion. NCBI's taxonomy places the organism in Eukaryota, Fungi, Ascomycota, Eurotiomycetes, Eurotiales, Aspergillaceae. The coding region runs from base 56 to 403 and encodes 115 amino acids. The record is from RefSeq and is a predicted model, not a curated record. Gene Ontology annotation, biological process: mitochondrial respiratory chain complex IV assembly.
AGCUUAUCAUCGAGUUCAUACCCAGAUAUACAUACUAUAUUUACCGAUAGUAAAUAUGGGCUGGUUUUCUUCCUCCUCCUCCGACUCUAGCCAGGCCUCCGAUGGCGGCCGCAUAGCCCCCGACCGAACCUCUCGACAAAAGUGCUGGGAAGGCCGUGAUCUCUUCUUCACGUGCUUAGACAAUAAUGACAUUGUUGACGCACUUAAGAAUGACAAGGAAGCGCGAAAGAAGUGCGCGAAGGAGAUUGCAGAAUUCGAAUCAGCUUGCUCCAGCACCUGGGUCAAAUACUUCAAAGAAAAAAGAGUGAUGGAGUACAAUCGAGACAAGACGAUCGAGCGGAUUAAGAAGGAGGAUGCGGCGGCGGUUGAGAACCUCAAGUCACAGGGAUGGACACCAAGGUGAGGGGAGGGCUAGUGGGAUGAAUGGAUAAGGCAUUGGAAAGGAAAGUACAGAACCAAAGAAGGGGGGGGUGUAUGAUCUGGGAGAUCUCAUAGUUGUAUUAUAUUUACGCAUAAUGACAGUUGAAGCGCUAUCUGUAUCGAAUAUUUAGAAACCAUUGAUACGCUCUGCUCUUUCAAA